ACUGCUGAGCAACUCUAUACAGGAACUGCGCUCUGCCAGCUGGCUAACAAGAAAUCCACCUAUCACUGUGACAGACCACAGGCAAAAUGAAAGGCAUUUGGAGGUAUUUUCAACAAUGUUCAUAUCUCCCUCUUUGGCUGGCAGGACUUACCCUGAUAGGAUCCUUUUACCACUAUUCUACAAAGGACACCAAUGAAUUGGCUGAGCAACAGUGGUUAUCAGUUAGCAUGACUUGCUACAGGCAGAAGCAUCCUUCCAAAAUCUGUCAACCCAUCACAAAUGUCAUGUUCCUCAAGACCCACAAAACAGCCAGCAGUACAAUCCUCAACAUCCUCUACCGCUUCUCAGAGAAACACAGCCUCACUGUGGCCUUACCUUACGGGAAUGAGCCCCAUCUUGGCUAUCCUAGACACUUCCAUGCAUCAUAUGUUGAAGAAUUCAAAACGCUGGGAAAUAAGUUCAACAUCAUGGCCAACCAUCUAAGGUUUAAUUGGCAACAGGUCAGAAGAAUAAUGCCAGAUAAUACAUUUUAUUUUUCUAUCCUGAGGGACCCGACAUUACUGCUGGAAUCCUCCUAUGUCUAUUUCAAGACUUUUUCACCAGCAUUUAGAAACUCCAAGGAUAUUAAUGAAUUUCUGUCAUCUCCUUGGUCAUACUACAAUUUGGCAGAAAAAAAUAAUAUUUAUGCUAAGAACAACAUGUGGUUUGAUUUUGGCUAUGACAACAAUGCAGAAUAUGAUGAGCGUUAUAUCCAUUUUGUCCUACAGAACAUACAGGAGAUUUUUCAUUUAAUACUGAUUGCUGAUUUUUUUGAUGAGUCAAUGAUCCUUCUGAAGGAUAUUUUGUGUUGGGAUCUGGAUGAUGUGAUUUAUUUCAAGCUGAAUGCCAGGAGCCAAUACAGUAUUCAGGCUCUGAAUCCAGAGAAUAAGGAAAAAGUGAAAGAGUGGUGUGCUUUAGAUUGGGAACUUUACAAAUAUUUCAAUAAUUCAUUUUGGAUUAAGAUCCAGGAAAGAAUGGACCUCAAAACACUGUACAAGGAAGUUGAUCUUCUGCAGAAGAGACAAAAGGAACUGAUGGAGACGUGCCUCUUGGAAGAAACUGCAAUUGAGCACUAUCAAAUUAAAGAUGAGAAUAUGAAGCCUUUUCAAGCAGGACAUGCUAGUAUCAUGGGUUAUAAUCUCAGACAAGAUUUAGACAAUAAAACCCUGAACAUCUGUAAAAAGAUGAUCAUGCCAGAGCUCCAAUAUACAGCCCAUCUAUACAAUUCCCAGUUCCCAUUCAAAAAGAAAAAAACAACUGGUAAAUGAGUUCCUUUAACAAUACCAUUUUUCUGUAUUAGAACAAACUGAGGAGCAAUUUGUAAGAAAUUCAAGACUUUGCUUUUUCUUUAGCCAAAAUACUCCAGAUUAGACUCAAUGCCUUUCAUAGUCAUAACUGAGAUGGAAAUUACAUCAUUCAUAUUAGUAGGAACAUAAACAUAGAGGUCUAGGUAAGCCAUGAAUGUGAAGGAUAUUGUGCUGUGGCACAAUCUUAAAGAAUGAAAGACUCUACUCCAUUACCUUUUCUAAUUAUUGUAAACCAUCAUUACUGGCAGUAUUUAGAGUUUUAAUAAAUAAA
Messenger RNA from Python bivittatus (Burmese python), 1617 nucleotides. It is a transcript of the gene GAL3ST2, whose product is annotated as galactose-3-O-sulfotransferase 2. Gene Ontology annotation, cellular component: membrane. NCBI's taxonomy places the organism in Eukaryota, Metazoa, Chordata, Lepidosauria, Squamata, Pythonidae. Gene Ontology annotation, molecular function: galactosylceramide sulfotransferase activity. The record is from RefSeq and is a predicted model, not a curated record. Gene Ontology annotation, biological process: glycoprotein biosynthetic process; glycolipid biosynthetic process.